AUGGAUUUUUCUCGACUCCACAUGUACACCCCUCCUCAGUGUGUGCCAGAGAACACUGGUUACACUUAUGCACUCAGCUCCAGCUAUUCUUCGGAAGCUCUGGACUUUGAGACUGAGCAUAGACUGGAGCCUGUCUUUGAUUCUCCAAGAAUGUCCCGCCGGAGUCUGCGGCUGGUCACCCCAGCCUUUACCCAGGGGGAUGGCUCGGACAUCGAGGGCCCUACCUGCAUCAGGAGUUCUGCCUCCAUGAAGGACAGGGUGACCAGAACAGUGAAACAGCGCAGAAGUGUAAGCAAACCCACUUUUAACAUCAACCACACUUCAAGAAAAGCGGUGUCUUCAGUGGUCAGCCAGAGUAGCUGUCACAGCCUGCAAGACAGCAUGGCCCUCAGGCCCCCUGUGCUGGAUGCAUCUCUGAUCCGGGAGCAGACCAAGGUGGAUCACUUCUGGGGCCUGGACGAUGACAGCGACCUGAAAGGUGCAAAUAAAGCUACCAUUGAGGGGAACGGUGACCUGACUGCCUCCAUCAACACCACCGCCAACGGCUACACCUGCAGAGACUGCAGCCUGCUUGCAGCACGCACCGAUACUCUUACCACACACCCUGCCUCCAAAAGUCAGAAAAGUAACUUGUACUCACGGUUUUUUGAUAGGCAGUGUCACACACUGGCACAGGUGCUGCACAGGACCGCCACUGCCGGCUGGCUGGUGUCUUCAGCACUCUGGUCAGCAUUCUGGUUGGCCAUCACUGCUCCAGGGAAGGCAGCCUCCAGGGUGUUCUGGUGGCUGGGGUAUGGAUGGUAUCAGUUCGUUACUCUGAUGUCUUGGCUGAACGUCUUCCUUCUUACGAGGUGCCUUCAGAAUAUUUGCAAGCUGUUAGUCCUGCUCCUGCCACUCUUACUUUUACUAGGUGAUCUUGCAUUCUGGGAUCAAGGCAAUUUCCUCUCAUUCCUGCCUAUGUUAAAUUGGUCAAACUUGUACAGAGCACAGAGGGUGGACGACCCCAAGAACAUGCUCAUAUCUGACAUUUCUCACCUGCAUCCGCCACUCAAGGGCAAUGGUGAGGCGGCUUUCCACUGGCCCCAACUCAAUGACGUUGAGCAGCAGGUGACCAAGCUGUCUGAAAGGUGCCAGCUGCAUGAGGAGAAGCUCAGAGAACUGACGCUUCUGCUCCAGAACCUGAAAGAACGUCCUGACCAGGCAGAUGGCAACCGGGACGGGGUGCUGUCACUACUCCACCAGGUGGUGGGGCAGCGAGGGAAGGAUACUGACUUUAUGAGCUUUCACCAAGAACAUGAAUUGCGUAUCACAAACCUGGAAGAUACAAUGAGGAAACUGACUGAAAGAUCUGAGGCCAUCCAGAAGGAGCUGGAGCAGACACAUCGGAGAACAGCCAGCACCGAUGAGCAACACCUCCUCACUACUGUCAGGCAGCUGGAGUUGCAGCUGGAGCAGCUGCAGUUGGAGUUGGCUAGCUGGCGGCACUUGAAGACCAAUUGUGAGAAGGUGGAUACACUCCAUGAGAAGGUGGACACCCAAGUUCGAGAGACGAUCAGACUUAUGUUUUCCGAUGACCAGCCAGACAGUUCUCUUGAGUGGCUGCUACGGAAGUUUUCAUCUCAGUUUGUCAGCAAGGACAACUUGCAGAUCUUAUUACAAGAUUUGGAGCUGCAGAUCCUGAAGAACAUCACCCACCACAUCUCUGUGACAAACCAGGCCGCGACCCCUGCAGCGGUGGUGUCUGCUGUGCACGAGGCAGGGGUCCCUGGUAUCACUGAAGCGCAAGCACGCGUGAUUGUAAACAAUGCCUUGAAGCUGUAUUCCCAGGACAGAACGGGCAUGGUGGACUUUGCUCUGGAGUCUGGUGGUGGCAGCAUCCUGAGCACACGCUGUUCUGAGACGUACGAGACCAAGACGGCCCUCAUCAGCCUGUUUGGGAUCCCUCUCUGGUACUUCUCCCAGUCUCCACGAGUCGUCAUUCAGCCCGACAUCUAUCCUGGGAACUGCUGGGCAUUCAAGGGCUCCCAGGGCUAUCUGGUGGUGAGGCUGUCCAUGCCCAUCUACCCGACCACCUUCACUCUGGAGCACAUACCAAAGACGCUUUCGCCCACAGGCAACAUCACCAGCGCACCCAAGGACUUCGCGGUUUAUGGACUGGACAGUGAGUAUCAGGAAGAAGGGCAGCCUCUUGGACAGUUCACAUAUGAUCAAGAUGGAGAGUCACUGCAGAUGUUCCACACACUGAAAAGGCCUGAAAAAGCUUUCCAAAUUGUGGAACUUCGGAUCUUUUCUAACUGGGGCCAUCCAGAAUACACAUGUCUCUAUCGGUUCAGAGUUCAUGGAGAACCCAUCAAGUAG
Molecule: messenger RNA, 2358 nt
Organism: Chrysochloris asiatica (Cape golden mole)
Lineage: Eukaryota; Metazoa; Chordata; Mammalia; Afrosoricida; Chrysochloridae
Gene: SUN1
Product: Sad1 and UNC84 domain containing 1
Exons: 20
Coding region: 1-2358 (785 amino acids)
Biological process (GO): nuclear envelope organization
Cellular component (GO): nuclear envelope; meiotic nuclear membrane microtubule tethering complex
Molecular function (GO): protein-membrane adaptor activity
Source: RefSeq, a predicted model, not a curated record